Folsomia candida is the source of this 897-nucleotide messenger RNA. RefSeq lists its product as uncharacterized. The record is from RefSeq and is a predicted model, not a curated record. The transcript is spliced from 6 exons. NCBI's taxonomy places the organism in Eukaryota, Metazoa, Arthropoda, Collembola, Entomobryomorpha, Isotomidae. Bases 33 to 773 code for a protein of 246 amino acids.
UCCACGACUUCCAUUCUACAAGUCUUGCUAUUAUGGCAACAUCUCGCCUGUUUUCCUUAAUUUUCUGUGCAGGUGUGGUCCUGCUAAGUUUUAGACAAGUGGCAACUGAAGAAAUCCAGUACGGAGGAAAAUGCCUGCCGAGUAACACGUGCAUUGAUAAGAACUCUACAUGCCGCAAUGGAUCAUGUUCCUGUUCGGAAGGAUUUUAUUAUUGUUGGUGGAAUUGGCCACCUCAAUGUGUAGAAUAUACCAAAAUUCAACGAAUUGUAACUAUGGAGGAUCAUCCCUGGGUGAUUGUAAAUCGGACUUGCCUCAAGUCACCGGAUAUUACCGCGUUAUCCUGCCGACAUACGACCUGUUAUACUGGCCUUCUUAUUGACCUCUUACAUGUGAUAGAUACGCAAUACAGCAACAUGGACAAUUGUACUAUUCUAGGCAUCGAAACGUUCGGUAAACCUACAAAUGCGGGUCGCUCAUUAACCAAGAAUGACACUGCUGACGUAGUCGGACGUGGGGAAGCUGAUCUCGCCCUAGUUACGCCUGGCAAUGGAAACACAACCAAUUAUAAGAAAUUCCAGCCAGAUGCAGCCUUUUAUGCAUUAAGCCUGGGAUUUCCAAAGGGUUCAGAAUUUCCAGACGGAAUUCUUGAUUCUAGACGCGAAAAAAUUAUGUCAACCCUGCUGGAAAAAUGGUUUAUAAAUAAUACUAAGUUGUGGACGAAAGAAAAACAGAUCACCAAUCUUACACCAAAAUAUGAGUGUCUGUAUAUAUAAGAUUUAUUUUAAAUCUGUGAAGUCGCAUCUGAUGAAGAAACAUGCGUUUUAAAUUCGAUCUUACCGCUCUUGAUGGUCCCAUGAAUUUCAAUUAAUGCAAAUAAUAAAUUGAUUUUCGGUUUUA